AUGGCGAUCAGUUACGAAGAAGAACGACACGUCGUCGUCGGCGAUAUCGAGUGUUUGACCGAGAUGCUGAACUUCCCACGUGCUGACAUCGAGGAGAUCGCAGACCGUAUGGAACAGAUUGCCCAGGACAUUCUCCUCAUCCUCCUGCCUAGAAAUCUCUCGGUGGGAUUAUUGUCAAACAUCCCACACCUGGAGCUCGCAGAAGGUGGCAUUGAUUACACCAUCACGGUUAAUUCCGAGCACAUCUUGCGAGUGUCCUUCCUCUCAGGCCGUGACCUUGAGAGCCAUCGGGCUUCUACUAUCCUCAAGAUGAAAGUCGAAAUCCAACCUUACAACUCCGAGUGGCCAAUAAAAUUCCGCGAGAUAAAGAGCAAACUCCAACAAAUCCUCGCUGAUGUGUUGAUUACUUCAAUCGAGCACGUCGGAAGCACUUCAAUCCCACAUCUCCGAGCUAAGCCUGUCAUUGACAUUGAUAUCAUUAUCCAACCAGCUUCCCUCGCAGCAGCACGGAGCACCCUAAGUGAUUCGGGAUACACUGAUUGCGGGGAGAUGAACGUCCCAGGUCGAUUUGCCUUUCGAGAACCAGGAUAUGGAAGUUACGAUGGCGCUCAUGGCUUAGGUAGAAACGGCGAACUACGACAUAACACAUAUCUCAUUAUUGAAGGAUGUCUCGCUUUGAGGAACCACCUCGAUGCAAAACGAAUCUUGCUUGAAGAUGAGAAUCUGCGCGAGGAAUAUUCUACGGCCAAAUGUAUGCUGGCAGAAGGCGAGUUUGAGAAUAUCGGCCAGUAUGCGUGUGCGAAAACGGAAAUUAUUUGCAAGAUUCUGCGAAAGGCUGGGUGGAGUGAAGAGGAUUUGGUGCCUGUGAUUCAAGCUAAUACCUGA
Messenger RNA from Penicillium waksmanii, 885 nucleotides. RefSeq names its product GrpB family protein. NCBI's taxonomy places the organism in Eukaryota, Fungi, Ascomycota, Eurotiomycetes, Eurotiales, Aspergillaceae. Bases 1 to 885 code for a protein of 294 amino acids. The record is from RefSeq and is a predicted model, not a curated record. The transcript has 2 exons.